Messenger RNA from Puccinia triticina, 1593 nucleotides. RefSeq lists its product as uncharacterized. The coding region runs from base 1 to 1593 and encodes 530 amino acids. Gene Ontology annotation, molecular function: flavin adenine dinucleotide binding; heme binding; acyl-CoA dehydrogenase activity. The record is from RefSeq and is a predicted model, not a curated record. The transcript has 10 exons. Lineage: Eukaryota; Fungi; Basidiomycota; Pucciniomycetes; Pucciniales; Pucciniaceae.
AUGGGAUCCCAAGCAAAGCCAUUCUCGACGGUCUUCGACACCAUCCCCAGUGGCAAACAGCUCAAACCAUUCAGCAGGGAGGAGGUCGCCAAGCACGACAAGGAGGGCGACCUGUGGUGCAUCAUCGACACCGCCGUCUACGAUCUCUCCAAGUUCGUCGACUUGCAUCCCGGCGGGGCCUCUGUCCUCGUCGACAAGAACGUUGCCGGCAAGGAUGCCACCAAAGCCUUCUUCGGCUUGCAUCGCUCCGAGGUCUUGAAGAAAUACGGCCGCUACGUGAUCGGACGAAUCGAGGGCGAAAAGUCUCAAGUCAUCCUUCCCAAGGAUGGCGAACUAUCGCUCGUCCCCCACGCCGAACCGUCCUGGCUGUCGAAAGGAUACUCGUCCCCCUACUACUCCGACGGCCACCGCGAAUUCCAGAAGGCCAUGCGUCUCAUCUUCGAUAAACAUAUCACCCCCGAGGCCAGGGAGCACGAGCUCAACGGCAAGCGCGUCAGCCAGGAAUUGGUCGACCUCAUGGCCAAGGAACACAUCAAUGCUAUGCGACUCGGGCCCGGCAAACAUCUCCAUGGGCUCACUCUGCCUGCCGGCGUCAAAGGCGAAGAUUUCGACUACUUUCACGAGCUCAUCAUCACGCAAGAACUAGGCCGCUGCGGAGCCCGAGGAUUCUCAGAUGGGCUGUUGGGCGGGAUGGUGAUCGGGUUACCGCCGGUGCUGAACUUCGGCUCGGCGGAGCUGAAGAAGAAAGUGAUCCCGGAGGUAUUGUCGGGCAAAAAGUACAUCGCUUUGGCGAUCAGCGAAGCUUUUGCGGGCUCAGAUGUAGCCGGCUUGCGAUGCACGGCAACCAAGACGGCGGAUGGCCAGCAUUACAUCGUCAACGGGACCAAGAAAUGGAUCACCAAUGGUACCUUUGCUGAUUACUUCUCCACCGGCGUCCGCACCGACAAAGGGCUCAGCGUCCUGUUGAUCGAACGAGGCGAGGGCGUCGAGACUAAGCCGAUCAAAACUAGCUACUCGCCCGCCGCGGGGACUGCCUACAUCACCUUCGAUAACGUCAAGGUGCCUGUGGCUAAUCUGCUCGGGAAAGAGAACAAGGGUCUCCAAGUCAUCCUGUCCAACUUCAACCACGAGCGAUGGAUCAUGUGUUGUGGUGUCAUCCGCGCCUCCCGAUUCAUCACCGAAGAGUGCUUCAAAUGGACUCAUCAGCGUGUCGUCUUCGGAAAACCGUUGAUUUCUCAACCGGUUAUCAGGAACAAACUCGCGCAGAUGUUUGCCAAGUGCGAGGCCACUCAGUCGUGGCUGGAGAACGUGACGUUCCAGAUGAACCGAAUGUCGUAUGCCCAACAGGCCGAUUUACUAGCGGGCCAGAUCGGCCUCUUGAAAGCCUUCUCGACUCGAGUCGCGCACGAGGUAGCCGACGAAGCGGUCCAGAUCUUCGGCGGGCGUGGGAUCAGCGCGACCGGCAUGGGCCGGUUCGUCGAGAUGUUCCAGCGCAGCUACAAGUUCGACGCCGUCCUUGGUGGCUCCGAAGAGGUCUUAUUCGAUCUGGGUGUCCGUCAGGCCAUGCGCAAAAUGCCCUCAGCGGUACUCUAA